AGGGGUGUGGCCAGCUGUUUUUCCGCACUCCCACUCCCGCCCCCUUCACUGCAGUGGCACUGCACCGAGGGUCCACACCGGAGCAGAUCCUACUCUGUGAGAAGCUUUCCGUCGGCCAGCAGCAGCAGGGUGACUGUGGUCUGCCUCUUUGAGCCUCCUGCAGUGGUCACUGCCAGCCUGCGAUCUCCGGAGGCCAGACCUAGUAGAUCCUUCAGCUCUGCUACUCCUAGUGCCAACAUGGUGCGUUCUAGUGGCUUACUCACACGCCUAAGGGAUCCAGUGGCGCUGAAGAGCAUUGCUGUGACUCUGUCCAUCAAUGACUUUGUGGCUGGUGUGUCUGCAACCUUAAACUAUGAGAACGAAGAGAAAGACCCCCUGGAGGCCUUCUUUGUGUUCCCCAUGGAUGAAGACUCUGCUGUCUACAGCUUUGAGGCCUUGGUGGAUGGGAAGAAAAUUGUGGCGGAACUACAGGACAAGUACCAGGCUCACAGAAACUAUGAAGAGGCCCUCUCAGGGGGUUUUCAGGCCUACUUACUGGAAGAAGACAAGUGCUCCAGGGAUGUCUUCUGUUGCAAUGUGGGGAACCUGCCGCCAGGGUCAAAGGUGGCGCUCACCCUGAGAUAUGUGCAGGAGCUUCCGCUGGAAGAUGAUGGGGCCCUGCGCUACGUGCUCCCAGCAAUCCUGAAUCCUAGGUACCAUCUCUCUGAUCGAUGUGUGGACAGUUGCCUGGAUAUGAAGACUCCGAUAGUCCCUUUGGAGGACCUUCCCUACACACUCAGUAUGGUUGCCACCAUUAACUCCCAGCUUGGUAUCAGGACAAUCCAAUCCAACUGCCCCUUGAGCGACAUUGACUACAUUGGAGAUGACAAGACCUCAGCUCAGGUUUCCUUGGCUGAAGGACACAAAUUUGACCGGGAUGUGGAACUCCUGAUUUUCUACAGGAAGGUGCACAGCCCCAGUGUAACUGUGGAGAUGGGGAUGCCUGAAAGGGAGUCAGAUAGUUUAAUGGGAGCUCCUUCUGCAAUGGUGAGCUUCUACCCUGACAUCCCAGAAGAGGAAACUUCAACAAAAUGUGGAGAAUUUGUGUUCCUUAUGGACCGUUCAAGAAGCAUGAAGAAUCCCAUGAGUGGCCAGGACAGGUCUCAGCUGAGAAUAGAUGCUGCCAAGGAAACACUGAUUCUGCUACUGAAGAGUUUGCCUAUGGGUUGCUAUUUCAACAUCUAUGGAUUUGGAUCCACCCAUGAGGCAUUCUUUCCGGAGAGCGUGAAGUACACUCAGCAAUCCAUGGAGAAAGCAGUGGAGAAAGUAAAGCUUAUGCAGGCGGAUCUAGGCGGGACAGAGAUCUUAACGCCACUACGGAAAAUUUUUAGGAAACCCCCCAUCCCAGGACAUCCCUUACAGAUCUUUAUCUUCACGGAUGGAGAAGUUGUUGAAACUUUUAAUGUAAUCAGAGAAGUUAAGUUCCACAGCCAAAGGCACAGAUGCUUCUCAUUUGGCAUUGGAGAGGGGGCCUCCACUAGCUUGAUAAAGAACCUUGCCCGGGUAUCAGGGGGCACUGCGGAGUUUAUUACAGGCAAUGAUAGGAUGCAGUCCAAGGCUCUAAGAUCCCUGAGGCGUUCUUUACAGUCUGUAGUAGAGGACAUUUCUUUGAAAUGGAGUUUGCCUCCUGAGAUAUUUGCACAUAUGCUAUCUCCAGAACAAACUGUUAUCUUUAAGGGUCAAAGGCUAAUCAUCUACUCCCUACUGAUUGGACAGAUACCGCAAGAAGAGGUUACCAGUGAAGUGUGUCUCAAAUUCACACUUCAUGGCAAAAGUUACGAGGAAAAGGUGACAUUUUCUCUACAGCCCAAGGCUGAUGACAACCUUACCGUUCAUCGUCUUGCUGCAAAGUCCAUGAUCCAGUCCAAAGACUUUGGCUUCAAGGAGACAACACUAAUAUAUAAAAGAGAUGUGCUGGACAUCAGCUUAGAGUCUGGAGUCAUGAGCUCCUUCACAGCUUUUGUUGCCAUCAACAAGGAGCUCAAUGAGCCAGUCCAGGGGCCUCUGGUUCAAAGGGAGAUUCCUAGGUCAAUUCUUUUCAGUGGUUCCUCUAUGGGGCAAAGAAAUUACCCUAGUGAUUUACCCAAAACUUUACCCUGUGCCGGUUUUCCUGUACCUCAGCCUCCAAGGAGCAUACGCACGGGGCACUGUGCAGUGACGACCCGUGGGCCAAAUGGUGCACCCCAGCAGCCUCGUUACCACCAGACUACUACGAAAUGUGUGAUUCACACCGACACCCCCCCUGAGCUGCCCCACCUGCUCAAAUAUCAGAGUUACGAACAAGGGAGUAGGGAGCAUAAUAUGGCACAGCUGAUAUAUCUCCAAAAUGCAGAUGGUUCCUGGGAUAUGAAGGAGGAUUUAGCUAAGAUUCUAGGUACUAGUUUUGAAGACAUGAAGGCUGCGCACCCUACUGAGGUACUAGAACCCUCAGCCUGGGCUACAAUGCUGGCUGUGAUCUGGCUGCAUGCCAAUUGCAAGGACUUGAAGAAUGAGUGGGGACUUCUGGAAAGAAAGGCUGUAGUGUGGCUUCACAAUAAUGCAGUCCGUGGCUUCUCCAUGCUUAUGCGUACCGCCAAUAAAUUCUUGAAGACAUCCGUGAGUUCCUCGAUCUUCAAGUGUUGAGGGUGAUGCCUGGAAAAAUGAGGCUCUUUCCUGCCCCCUGCCAAGUCCUUCACCUUCUCUUCUGCUAAGAUAGAUUUUUGUCUUAGAUACCUUACAGCCUGUAUCUUACUAUGAAAGUGAAGGAUGACCACACUGCUUUGGCUAUGUUUCUAGGUCCCAGUGGAUAUAACCUUUGGUGUCUGUGUGUCCCCUGUGACAAGCACUGGUAGACAGGAACUGUUUCCUGUAUUGGAGUAGUAUUGAACAUUUGCAUGCAUUGUUGUUUCUCCCAACUUUUAAAAAUACAUUGUACUUCAGUCUAAGGACUGGCAGUGCCUGCUUUAGAUAAUUGUCUCCAUUAUCCUUUUUCCACUCACCUUUUAUUUUAUAUACCUGCCAUUAUAUACAAUACAUACUCAAAUAUAACUUGAGUUUUUCUCUUCUUAGAAGAAGUUGGAGGUAAACUGAAAGCCAACCCCAGGGGCAAUGUAACUUCAAGAUCAUAGAGAAUCAAGGUUUCCAUUUUUCCCAUGGUUACUUUUGUGAACAUUCUUGAUGUACUCUAGGUGGGCAUCGCCAGUCUAUGCUCCACACCUUUCUUUCUCCUGACUAAGUGAUUUGAGUCAGAUUUGUACAUAGAUAUCUGUUCUUAAGCAUUAAUCAUUCUGUACGAGGUUGAUAAUAAUAAAAUCUUUAGUCCACUAAGCACAUGAGUCUGGUUAUGGUCUGGUUUACUCAGAAAUAAUGCAGUUUGUACUGAGACCUCAAUAUGGUUUGUUCAGCCCAUGAAGAAAGAGGUUUCCCUCAUCACUCUGAUGCUUACUUUUCUCAUACCCUGUCUUAUUAAAUGACCUUAUUCCUCCAGGUUCGUGUUUUACCAAUAUUAAAAUGUCUAUUCCUACUGUGA
This is a messenger RNA of Psammomys obesus (fat sand rat), 3547 nucleotides long. Its product is annotated as von Willebrand factor A domain-containing protein 5A-like. The transcript is spliced from 20 exons. Bases 238 to 2661 code for a protein of 807 amino acids. Lineage: Eukaryota; Metazoa; Chordata; Mammalia; Rodentia; Muridae. The record is from RefSeq and is a predicted model, not a curated record.